GCGCCCGAGCCGUUCACGGACACUGCUCAACGCCAGCUACGACAGCACACCAUAGACUGACUGCCAUAUACCCCGGAGGAUGCCCUUUACCACUCGCUAUGUCCUGCCCGUCGCCCUCGUUCUUUUCUUCGGCCUGAACUACGCUUUCCUGUCGUACACCCACCCUAUCGACUCGCUCAAGUCUGUUAUUAACCUCAAGCAGCAAUCCGACUCGACUAUUAACUUCCACCUUAAUGUUUCGUCGCCCUCGGACAGUAAGGUCGCAGACACCGCGAUGGCCCCUGUGGUGUUUGCGCUCGUGACAUUCGGAGCCUCAUCCGCGACCGAGGGUUUGCUCGCGCUCAAAACCGCGCUGAUGCACGUAUCAAGACCUGCGGACUUCCAUAUAAUUUGCAGUCCAGACGCGGUUCCGAUAAUCCAAGAAAAGAUAGACCUGUUUAGCAGACCGGCGUACCCCGUGAACGUGCGGUACUACCCCCUAACGGACGCGAUGAUCAGAGCCAGAGCAUCCCGGGCCGGGGUAGACACAAGAUAUUCAGCGGGACUUGGCGGCCUCGUAAAAGUCUUCAUCCAUGAACUCCUCUACGACGUGGAAAAAGUCAUAUUCUACGAUACGGACAUGCUCUUCCUCGUUGACCCCUUUCUCCUCUGGCGCGAGUUCCAGGAGAUGCACGACGACCAGAUGAUUGCGUUCCCGACGCUCGGCGCCGACAGCGACCCAAUGGAGAUCUGUACUUGUGUCAUGCUGUUGAACCUCCGUGCGAUGCGUGCGACGAGCUUCAUGCCCUCCACCCUCUUCCCGCCCUCCUCACCCAAGUCAAUAUCCCCCGCCGCUUGGAGAGCGACCGGAACCGACCCUCUCAAGCCCAAGUUCGGGGACCAAGGCCUGUACUGGGCCGUGUGGAAGCAUCGGCCCGAGUACUUCAAGCACCUCUCGAUGAGUUGGGACAUCACCCACUGUCGCUUUUCAUAUGGCUUGUCCCUGGCCGACGGGGACGAUAGCAUGCCCGAGGAGGAGCAGGUGGCGCACCAGAAGGAGCAGUUUGACGUGCGCACUGCGCCGGAGCGCUUCACGCAGCUCUUCCCAGGAAUAGUGCAUUUCAACUGCCAACCCGAUUACGACGUCGUCUGGAACGAGCCCAAGAAUGCGCAGCGCCCGCGGUGGGGCCCCUUCGUCACCGUGGCGAUCCAGUACAAGUGGAUUUGGCUGAACCGCGGGCAAGGCGACGCGCGCGUGGACGCGCGUAUCGUGCGCCGGCCCGAAGGGGAGUGGUGGUGGGACCAGGUGUUCCAUCGCAAGGGCGGGUCGCUGUCCGUCGAGGAGUUGGAAGACGACUUAUCGCGCAGAAGGGGGGGGCAGGAGGAGCCGAUAUCGAGAAGUAAGACGGUUGGGCACCGGCGGGUGUCGCAUUAGAGAAGGGUCGGCUGUGCCCACCCGGUGUGAAUACCCCACGUACCAUUCAUUUGUUUAUACGCAACACCACACACUAGAGAAUGGAUUGAGUACGUAAUGCUGUAUUUAUCUUGUAAUUUAUCUCGUAGUGUAGAGACAUCGUAUUCCUGGGUCUUUGAAUAAUCUACUCAGUGCACGAGCGUUACAAGCACGGAAUGCACGCUCG
This is a messenger RNA of Gloeophyllum trabeum ATCC 11539, 1619 nucleotides long. RefSeq lists its product as uncharacterized. The record is from RefSeq and is a predicted model, not a curated record. The transcript is spliced from 5 exons. NCBI's taxonomy places the organism in Eukaryota, Fungi, Basidiomycota, Agaricomycetes, Gloeophyllales, Gloeophyllaceae. Bases 80 to 1414 code for a protein of 444 amino acids.